AUGAAGAAGAACAGUAAGGUGGCGCAUUUGGUUUGCCUGCUCGGCGGCUUCCCACUGUACGAAGCCUUCUCGAAUGAAAAGUCGAUGCAGGGUCUGCAAAACGAUAAUGGUAGUGUCCAUGCGCAGUUACGAAAAAAAAGCAAAGUGGUCCAUUUGGAAUGUACAAACAUAAAUAGGAAAAGAGAACCGUGGGGGAUUAAAAUAUUGUCUCCUCAUAAAAAUACGGCCAUAGUUUCGAAUGAAGGGAAAACAAAAAGUGAGUUAAGGGCAAAUGUAAUAAAGGGAGUAAACAAAAUAUGUGGCGAACGAAUUACUCGAAGGAAAUGGGAACCCCUGUGGAGGUACAACUGCCAUUGGAGGCUCCAACUGGCCGAGUGUGAAAGGGUCAAUUGCAACGGUGAGGAAAUAGGAGGACGAAUUUUUGCGCACAAAACACACUGUGAAAAUGGUAAGGGAAGCAAAUUUCAAUCUAGGGAAGAUAUCCAGCAGGGGAUUCAUGUCGAAAUGAAGAGGACAGAUCAAUACAGUGAUGAAGAAUACGUCCAAAUGAGGAGUGACGAAGGUGAACCCUGCAGCGACACCUCCAGUGAAAGCGACACGCAAGAAGAGUUAACAGAAGACGUAAUUAACUUCAUCGAAAGUAUAAUUAAAAAACACAAAAUAGUUUUAUUCAUGAAGGGUACAGCUUUAAACCCAUUUUGUAAAUAUAGCAAACAAGCAAUACACAUUUUGAAGCUAAACAAAGUGAAAGAAAUUAGGACUGUUAAUAUUUUGGAUGAUGAAAAGUUGAGGAGAUCUUUAAAAAUUUACUCUGAGUGGCCCACCUUCCCGCAGUUGUACGUAAAUGGGAAAUUCGUCGGGGGCAUAGACAAAUUGCAGGAGUUACAUGAUGGGAAGAAGCUAAAAGGCGUCUUGGAGGAUGUGUAG
Plasmodium fragile is the source of this 927-nucleotide messenger RNA. RefSeq names its product Grx4 family monothiol glutaredoxin. The record is from RefSeq and is a predicted model, not a curated record. NCBI's taxonomy places the organism in Eukaryota, Apicomplexa, Aconoidasida, Haemosporida, Plasmodiidae. The transcript has a single exon. The coding region runs from base 1 to 927 and encodes 308 amino acids.